CCCUCAGUACAGGUUGGUAACGGGCAGGGAUCUACCCACCACUGGCUUGCAGAACCUGUCCUCUGGUCUCAGUCUCGCCUCCAACACAUGCGUCUUCUCAUAGUACACCUUUUCUAUACUCUUCAUGCCACCGAGACUAUUGAUAGCUCUGUCCACAUUGUCCACAAAGCCUGGGUACUGGAUGCACAUCAAUUUUCUCUGGCCUUCAGGCACAGAAGCCACUAUUAGACCACUGUCUCCUUCACCACCCUCCGCCAUCAGUAGUAUCCGGAGAGAAACCGGAAAUAUACGCGCGUAUGCGGAGUGCACGUGUUGAAGAAAGACUAUAUAGGAUGCGUACUACUUUCCCACUCAUCAUAGGGAGACUGUAUAUCACCAGACAAUGCGCUAAGCUGUCCGCAGCCAGUAUCUCGGGUGGUGUGCAUGUGGGAGCCAGCAAUGGGCGGCCUCCGCCGUCCGGUGAGCGAGGCAGGAGGGAGAGGAACUACCAGAGGAGCCAGGCGAGGAAGGAGAGGACCGGGGCAGCCAGAGACAAGGAGAUAGACGUCCAAUCCCUGCUGAAGAACAUGAGGGAGACUGGUAGUCAGUCUGCAGACACCUCAACCUCCCUCAAAGAUGUACUGGCUGGGAUAAAGUUCCACAUCCCUCCAAAUGAGGUGACUCGUAGGAAGUUGGGUCUGCCUCCCCGAAGUUCCCCUCACAGACCAGAGAAGGAGGUGGCACGACUGAAGGAGAGAGAGAGACUGCCAGAAGAACUCCAUCCACGCCCUCGGCUGGUCCUCGACUCGGGGUGUUCGGUGACCCUGGACCUGACACCCAACUACUACCACCUGCUCCUCCUAAUCUCGCCGAGGUGGUUUGGUUAUCUCGUGAGAUUUCACUUUUGCCAGAGGAGCAUGCAGAGCUGGGCUAGCAUGCAGAGCCUCAGACCAACCAACCAGUUCCAGCAGGACAUGACUGACGUGGCUUUCCCCAGGCAGUUCCCCAUCGACAAUGAGACUGCCAAGAAUGAGGAAGAGGGAGUAGGAUUUGAAGACCACGUUCUACUGAAUCACUUAUUGAAGGGGUUCCCAUCACGAGGUCCGGUGCGUCACUUCAUAGAGAUGGUGGUGACCGGACUCUCCAAGAACCCUCACUACUCAGCCAGGGAGAAGAGAGAGCACGUCCAGUGGUACAGAGACUACUUUGCCCAGUUCUCUGAUGAAGAGCUCCAGGCCCUUCCCUCCUCCACUGCUGGGCCUGGGGAAGACAAACAGCAGUAG
This is a messenger RNA of Geodia barretti, 1262 nucleotides long. NCBI's taxonomy places the organism in Eukaryota, Metazoa, Porifera, Demospongiae, Tetractinellida, Geodiidae. The record is from the annotation of a GenBank genome assembly.